AUGGAAGUGGAAAGGAAACGAAAUGGUAUUUUCUUGGUUCAUUCUUUGAGGCAGCAGGUGGCUAAUGCGGAUUUUGAUGAUGUUGCAGUUGUUUUAAAGGGAGGAGACGGUGUGAGUACAUCUUGUGCUCGUUAUUGUGACGUGGAACGCCAUAAUGAUGUGAAAUGUGUUGCGACUAUUCGUUUGAUGGGUAUGGUGGAGUCACCCGACACCAUGGAUGACUAUAUGAGAAUGUUCGAAAGAACCGCAAGGAAGAGUUUGUAUACAUUGUCAAGGGGUGUUGUUGAAACAUUUGGAGACGUGUAUUUGCGGAAACCUUCGUUGCAUGAUUUGCAAGAAUUGUAUGCGACACAUGAAAAACGCCAUGGGUUUCCCGAAAUGAUCGGAAGCAUUGAUUGCACACACUGGAAAUGGAAAAAUUGUCUGUCGCCAAUAUUUGACAAUCUUUUGAAUGGAAAUGCCCCAGAUACUCCUUUCACGGUGAAUGGAAACAAAUACAAAUACGGGUAUAUUACCUUACAAAAGGAUAUAUAUUCUCAGUAUUCCACAUUCGUGAAGGCAUUCCGACACCCGGUUGAAGAAAGAGACAAUUUUUUUAAGAGAAGACAAGAAGGAGCACGUAAGGAUGUAGAACGUGCUUUUGGAGUGCUUAAGGCGAAGUGA
Molecule: messenger RNA, 663 nt
Organism: Lactuca sativa (garden lettuce)
Lineage: Eukaryota; Viridiplantae; Streptophyta; Magnoliopsida; Asterales; Asteraceae
Source: RefSeq, a predicted model, not a curated record